Heterostelium album PN500 is the source of this 3000-nucleotide messenger RNA. RefSeq names its product ATP-dependent Clp protease ATP-binding subunit. Gene Ontology annotation, cellular component: cytoplasm. The coding region runs from base 1 to 3000 and encodes 999 amino acids. NCBI's taxonomy places the organism in Eukaryota, Evosea, Eumycetozoa, Acytosteliales, Acytosteliaceae. The record is from RefSeq and is a predicted model, not a curated record. Gene Ontology annotation, biological process: cellular response to heat. The transcript has 5 exons. Gene Ontology annotation, molecular function: ATP hydrolysis activity; ATP binding.
AUGAAUGGGGUGUUUGUUUGUUUGUUUGUUCAAAAGUUCACACUACCACUACCACCACAAAUCUACAAAGAACAUCAAGCAUAUCAUCAAAGAUGUAAUAGUAAAUCAAUUACCAAUUCGAAUUGUGUUGGUAACAAAGUCAAUAACAACAAUGAUCAAUCAAUGUUAUUGGCAAGAAGUUAUUCAACAUUCAACAAUCUUAAUAGUAAUUUGAACAAUAUAAACAGUUUAUUCAAGAAUAACAAUAGCUUGAUAGGCAGCAAUCUAAUAACAAAGAGAUACUAUCAACCUGGUGGUGGUGGAGGAGGUGGAGGUGGUGGUCAGCAACCACCUCAACAACCAUGGAUAUCACCUGAUAACAUUCCACCUGGAGACGCUCUAAAGAAAUAUACUAAGGAUCUAACCGAGAUUGCAAAGAACGGUAAACUCGACCCGGUCAUCGGUAGAGACGAAGAGAUUCGUAGAACGAUUCAGGUGUUGUCACGUCGUACCAAGAACAAUCCAGUGUUGAUAGGUGAACCCGGUGUUGGAAAGACUGCUAUCGUCGAAGGUCUGGCACAGAGAAUCGUUAAUGGUGACGUACCAGACUCUAUCAAGAACAAACGUGUAUUGUCGCUUGACUUGGCGUCGAUUGUUGCCGGUGCCAAGUUCCGUGGUGACUUUGAAGAGCGUAUGAAGUCGAUUCUCAAGGAUGUCGCUCACUACAAGGGAGAAGUAAUCUUGUUCAUCGAUGAACUUCACACUCUGGUUGGUGCAGGUGCCGUCGAGGGUGGAAUGGACGCGUCCAACAUGUUGAAGCCGCAGUUGGCGCGUGGCGAUCUUCACUGUGUCGGAGCGACCACCACCUCUGAAUACCGUAAAUACAUCGAAAAGGAUCCAGCAUUGGCAAGAAGAUUCCAGUCGGUACUCGUGUCAGAGCCAUCCGUUGAGGAUUCCAUUUCGAUUCUUCGUGGAUUGAAAGAGCGUUAUGAGGUGCAUCAUGGUGUUAGAAUCACAGAUGGUGCACUCGUUUCCGCUUGUGUCAACUCUCAGCGUUAUAUAACCGAUCGUUUCCUACCGGACAAGGCAAUCGAUUUGAUCGAUGAAGCUGCCAGUCGUCUAAGACUACAACAAGAGUCAAAGCCAGAGAAUAUAGAGAAUCUCAAUCGUACGAUUAUCAUCACCAAGAUUGAGAUUGAAGCACUCAAGAAGGAGAAGGAUCAAAUAAGUAAGGAGCGACUCGAGAAGCUGGAGAAGGAUCUCAAGGAGAAGGAAGCAGAGUGCGCACGAUUGACUGACAUUUGGAUGAAGGAGAAGAUUGAACUCGAGAAGAGAAAGACCGCAGCAGAAAAGUUGGAGAAUGCCAAGAUCGAGUUGCAACAGGCUCAGAGAAAAGGUGACUUGGCACGUGCCGGUCAGUUGGCAUACGGUAUCAUUCCGCAGCUCGAAAAGCAGAUUCCAAAGGAAGGUGAAGAGUUGAAUCUGUCGAUGAUAAGUGAAGCUGUCACCGCCAAGGACGUAGCACUGGUCAUCUCCAAAGCAACCGGUAUUCCUGUGCAUAGCUUAAUGAUGGGUGAGAAAGAAAAGUUGCUAAAGAUGGAGGAUGCCAUCGGUUCAUCGGUAAUCGGUCAACCUGAAGCAGUCGCCGCCGUAUCGAAUGCCGUCAGAAUCAGUCGUGCCGGUUUGCAUGCGCACAACCGACCACUUGGUUCCUUCUUGUUCCUCGGUCCAACCGGUGUCGGAAAGACUCAGCUUUGUCGAUCGCUCGCCGAGUUCAUGUUUGACAGUCCAUCUGCGCUGAUUCGUAUCGACAUGUCAGAGUACAUGGAGAAGUUCUCUGUCUCCAGACUUAUCGGAGCGCCACCAGGCUAUGUUGGAUACGAAGAGGGUGGUACUCUCACAGAGGCAGUGAGAAGACGUCCCUAUUCGCUGGUUCUCUUUGACGAGUUUGAGAAAGCACAUCGUGAAGUAUCGAAUCUCCUACUUCAGAUGUUGGACGACGGUCAACUCACCGACAGCCAAGGAAGAAAGGUAGAUUUCCGUAACACAAUGGUUAUUCUUACCAGUAAUUUGGGUGCAGACCUGUUGGCCAACCUACCAGACGGAACUCCUAGUAACGCUGCACGUGACGACGUUAUGUCAGUGGUUAGAAGCAGAUUCCAACCAGAGUUUUUGAAUCGUAUCGACGAUAUCAUUCUAUUCAACCGUUUGUCGCGUAAGGAUAUGGAUAGCAUCGUAGAGAUUCAACUUCAAGAUCUCAGAAAACUACUCUCAGAACGACAGAUCGCUAUGGUCGUUCGUGAGGGUGCACUCAACUGGUUGGCCGACCAAGGUUACGAUCCAGUGUAUGGUGCACGUCCACUUAAGCGUGUAGUACAAAAGUAUCUCUUGAACCCAAUGGCCAAACAAAUUUUGGAAGGACAAAUACAAGAGCGUCAAACUGUAGUAGUCGAUAUCGAUCCAAAUGAUAAAUCUAAACUUAAUUUGUCAGACACUGAUUUGGAUCAAUCAAUCGGUUUUUUUAUGUUAAGUUUAAUAAAAUUACCAAAACAAAACUAUUUUACAACAAAUAUUCAUAAUCAAUAUGUUUUAAGAUCACUUUGUAGUACAAAUGUAGUAGGUGGAAGUGCAAAGAGUGGUGGUAGUACUGUGGUUGUCGAUGAGAACAAGAAUAUCGAUUCAGAAUUCAGCAAGAUAAAUGAAGAACUUUCAGUUCUGCCACGUGAAGCACUCAAUACUGUCAUGGGUAAAGGGAAGAAACCCAGAGUCAGACCACCUGCUAUGGCCAAGCGUAAACUUAAUGACUGGAGUCAUAUGCCAACGAAUUCAUUGUUGAUUAAAAGCAGAUUGAACUCUAUCAAUGACAAACAAUGGAAAAAACUAGUCAGUCAAGAGGAGGCAAAGCAGCUACAGAGUUUCAAUAACUCUGCAUUCUCAUUUGAGGAUGCUCCAACAACAUCGGUCACUGAGGAGAUCACUCGAUCGAAAGCAUACUCAAAUUCAGCAUCUUCAUUACAUUGA